AGAGGGGAGAUCCAAGAACCUUGGGAGAGGAAGACCUGCGUCACAAGAUUGGUAGGGAUCCAGACCGCUCCCUUGGCCGCCCGAAUCAAGCAGGUCCGCAGCGUGGGGAUGACCGUGAGCCUGAGAAACCAAGCCAACCCCUGUGCUACAGAUGCAAUCAAACUGGUCAUCUGCGCUCAGACUGCAAGAAUCCGCCUAUCUGCUAUAACUGCAAGGAUUCAGGGCAUAUGUCUGCUAAUUGCCCUCAGCUGAAGGUGAACAAGGGGCUUAAACUUUGUGGAUUUGGACUCCCUGGCCAAAUGUUCUACAGUGUGAGGGUUCCGGUGGAGGAUACUGAAGCGGCCCACAAACCACUGAUGGGGAUCAUGGUGAUCAGAGAGGGGGUCGGCUCCGUCUCCAAAGUGACCACGGAGCUGCGUUAUCUCAUCAGUUCAACUUGGGACUGCAAAGUGAAAAAAAUUGCCAAUGGCUGAUAUGAAUUUCAUGCUCCUUUCUAAGGCCGAACUGGAUCUGCUGAUCAAAUUCACUGAAUUCAAGUGUAAGUGCUCUGAUUUGAAGGUAUCCAUGGAGCGUUCCUCACUCUCUGCUGGUUCUUUUGCCUCACUCAAGCUAGUCUGGGUCUUGGGACAUGGUUUCCCAAACUGGGCAAGACAGGAAAAGAUAGUGGAGGAAGUGGCAUAUCUAGUUGGUGACCCUGAAAUGGUGGAUUCCAAAUCCCUCUCAGGUACUGGACCGAUUAGGGUGAGGAUUUGGUGCAAAGAGCCUUCUGAAAUUAAGGGCUCAAGCAAUGUUUUCUUUAAUGAGGCCGGGUAUAAAAUUACUUGGAAGGUUGAGCAAGAGAACAGACAGGGAGUGGAGGGUGAUCCACAAGAACUCCAGGAUGAGGAUGAAGACCCAGAAGAUGACGAUGAUAAGGAGAAAUCUGAUAGGUACACUCCUUUGCUGGAGGAGUAUGCUGGCUCAAAAGAAAAUCCUACUAGGGGGGAUGAUGGGCAAAACUCUCAGUCUACCCAACACAACAAAGGCACCACCACUCAGGGUCAAUACAACAAGGCCAGUUUGGGGCAAGACAUGAGCUGUGAACUGCUUGGGAGGUCCAACAUUACCCCUACUUCUACUGGCAUUAGCAAUCCGGCCUCCGAUAACCCUCCACUCUCUGCCCCUCGACUCACUAGCCACUUGCCGCAUUCUGCUGGUUCUUUGGGUGGUGGAAACCAGACUGGACAGAUGGCUUUGGAGGUGGAAGUGGAGAUGGUGGAUGUUUCUCAACAGUUGGACCAGGUGGCAAGCCAACAAUCUGACCUGGGAGGUGGGGAAGUACUAUCUCAGUCUCCUGCCCCUACUUCCAGCGCCCUACCCAUGUCCUCUGUCCCCAUUAUCACUACCAGAGCUAGCUCGAGGUCCAAGGGGAAUGAUACUCCAAUUCACAUCAGGGCUGAGAGAAGGGUGGCUGCUUCCUACAGUGAAGCACUGGAGCAAGCUGAAGGUGGCGAAGGACGUGGUGGAGCGGGAAAAGAGGCUCUGCAUGCUGAAGGAAGGUCUGCAGUUGAUCCAGUGACCCUUGACGCGGGAGAAGUCUACUGAUCCCUUUUAGCUGUAAUCUUCCUUUUAGCUGCUGCGACAGCUUCUUUCGUUAAACUCUGGUCGAGUGGUACUCUGCUGCUUGAGCCUUGUUGACUCUGUACAGCCGGUUUCCCCGGCCUGAACUUCUCUGCUUUCAAUAAAAGCUGGACCAAAGGUGGUCUUUGGUCUAAGGAGGAAUCUCUCCAGAUAAUUUGUUGUUAGAAAGACGAAGUCAAUUCAGAUUAAUCAAUCUACCAAUCUCAGCUGGUAUAUCUUCAGUGAGUUGAUUAUAGGACAAGUCUAAGCCUUCAGAAAGUGUAUA
Messenger RNA from Panicum virgatum (switchgrass), 1885 nucleotides. RefSeq lists its product as uncharacterized. Bases 466 to 1584 code for a protein of 372 amino acids. The transcript is spliced from 2 exons. Lineage: Eukaryota; Viridiplantae; Streptophyta; Magnoliopsida; Poales; Poaceae. The record is from RefSeq and is a predicted model, not a curated record.